AUGUUUCAUUGGAGCCUACAAUUGCUUCUCAGCACUUUGUUCUUGGUGCUGGGCUCCUCAACUCUAGGCACUUCAUCAGGAACUGGACCAACGAUCAAGUACACUGCAACUCUAGGGAGCGACGUUGAGUGCCUUAGCGAGAUCAACGCUGCGCGUGAGGCGGCUGGGCUGCCCAACUUCGCAACAGCUUCGGGCGGCAAUACGUUAACUGCUCCAGACGGAGAAGAGCUACAGGAGAGCAGCGAGUGGAAAAAGGUUUGCACACAUUUGAUUCCGACGCAAGGAACGGAAACAAUGGCUGAGCCAAGUGCAGCGAGUCCUUUUCAAGACGGAACAUAUGCUUUCAAGUCCCUAACUGCUGCGAAGCCUGACUGCAAGGAAACAGUUGAUUACUGGAAGGCAGCCUUCAAAAACUUCACUGGCCUUCCGCCACCAAAGACUGAAGGCGAAACACUCUACAAAGUUCAAGACAACGUUUCUUUUGUAGCCCUCUACAACCCUUCAUCCAAUGCCACUGCAGACUGCCGAGUCGUCACUUGCACUCAAACGACUACCUCUGGUACAGAUGAUGAAACAACUUAUGCAGCAGGCGGCAACACAAAAAAUGGUUAUGCGUUGAUUUGCAAGACGAUGCCUGCUGCUUUUGGAAGUGACGGCUCUGCUUUAUUCACGCAGGAGCAGUGGGACAGGAUCGUAUCUUCUCUCACAGGCUCCGCAUCGAUAGCAGUUCCAAGCUUUGUUGCUCUUGCCAUUGUGGCAUUCGGCAUUACGACUUUAUUCUGA
Messenger RNA from Eimeria necatrix, 783 nucleotides. RefSeq names its product SAG family member. The record is from RefSeq and is a predicted model, not a curated record. The transcript has 4 exons. Lineage: Eukaryota; Apicomplexa; Conoidasida; Eucoccidiorida; Eimeriidae. The coding region runs from base 1 to 783 and encodes 260 amino acids.